Molecule: messenger RNA, 822 nt
Organism: Aspergillus puulaauensis
Lineage: Eukaryota; Fungi; Ascomycota; Eurotiomycetes; Eurotiales; Aspergillaceae
Product: caleosin family protein
Exons: 4
Coding region: 1-822 (273 amino acids)
Molecular function (GO): calcium ion binding; monooxygenase activity
Source: RefSeq, a predicted model, not a curated record
AUGUCAUCGUCCAACCCUCCUGGCCCCCAUGUUACCACGAUGCGUUCAAACUCAACAGAUGCGACACCAUCCACAAACGAAGAUAUCCCAGUUGUAUCCAAGCACUGCACCGUAACCUCCCAGCGCGUCCCAGCGACAUCAACAUCCGCAGGCAUCGAAAAGCCCGGCGUCGCGCGAUGCAAUGUCGUCGAAGGAGACAACUCACCAGGCUCCAUGAAACAAUUCCACGAAUUUACACCAAUGCAGCAACACGUCCUCUUCUGGGACCGCGACCGCGACGGCCAAAUCUACCCCUUGGACACAUACACCGGCUUCCGCGAUCUCGGAUUCAAUAUCCUCUUCUCCCUCCUCGCCACGCUAAUCAUAAACCUGAACUUCUCGUACCCGACUCGUCUGGCACACUCGAUCAUCCCGGACCCGCGGUUCCGGGUAUACGUGGAUAGUAUAUACAAGGCGAAACACGGGUCCGAUAGCGGGACGUUCGAUGCAGAGGGCCGGUUCGUGCCGCAGGCCUUUGAGGAUAUGUUUUCCAAGUAUGACUGUGAUGGCGACGGGGCGUUGACCUUUGGCGAGUUGUUUGAGAUGAUGCAUGGGAACCGGUGUGCGGCGGAUCCGUUUGGGUGGGGAGCCGCGUUCUUCGAAUGGGGCUCGACGUGGCUGCUCAUCCAGAAAGACGGGAAGGUGUACAGGGAGGAUCUACAGGGUGUAUAUGAUGGCUCUAUCUUUUGGAAGAUCGCGAAUGCGAGAAAGUCCGGUAAAGGGUGGUCCCAAGGUUUUGGGUUAGGUGGCGAUGGUUUCCUGGGAGGCGUCAAGGUUGCCUGA